Molecule: messenger RNA, 951 nt
Organism: Rosa rugosa (rugosa rose)
Lineage: Eukaryota; Viridiplantae; Streptophyta; Magnoliopsida; Rosales; Rosaceae
Exons: 1
Coding region: 1-951 (316 amino acids)
Molecular function (GO): zinc ion binding; nucleic acid binding
Source: RefSeq, a predicted model, not a curated record
AUGGCUGGAAUAGAAGGACACGACAACAGUACUUCUGGAGUUCUUGAAGCCAUACAGGACAUGGCUAGUGCGAUCAGGAAAAAUAAUAAUUCUCAGCAAGAAGAUGCUGGAGGAAGAUUUAUGAGGAUUCAAGGAGAAUUCUGCAAAUGUCAACCACCAAUAUUUAAGGGAGUUCCUGAUCCAAUGGCUGCAGAGGAAUGGAUACGUCAGAUUAAGAGAAAACUGAAAAAUCAAAGGGUUCCUGAAGAACUAAAGGUAGAAAUUGCUUGUACUUAUCUGGAAGAACAAGCUUACCAUUGGUGGGAAUCUGUUUUGAGGAUGCCAGAUACAGAGAUUACAACUUGGGAUGCUUUUGAGAAUAUUUUCCUAGAGAAAUAUUUUCCAAGUACUGUGAAAGGGAUGAAGGCUAGGGAAUUUGUUAAUCUUGUUCAAGGUGAGUUGUCCAUAGCUGAUUAUCAAGCAAAAUUUGAAGAACUGAUGCGUUUUGCACCGAAUAUGAUUCUUGAUGAAUAUACUAAAGCAAAGAGAUUUGAAGAUGGUCUUAAGCCAAUGAUUCGGGAGAAGGUGGCAAUUUUGAAAUUGAAUAGGUAUGCUGAUGUGGUGGAACGAGCUCUUAUAGCAGAACAGAGUGUUUUAGAAUCUAUGAAGACAUUAGAUUUCAAAACACAGAGGUUAGAGAGGACAGCUCAAGAUCCACGAGUUUGUUUCCAAUGUGGAAAAUUUGGACAUAUCCAAAAGAACUGCCCACUGUUACAAAUCCGUGCCCCACAACAUCAUACAUAUGCUCCUUACCUACCUCAACAGAAUUACCAGAGGCCACAGUAUGGUCAACAUCCUAGAUAUCAAGGAGGAGUACCUACUCAAGCUAGGCCAAAUGGACCAACAAGUGGAAGACAACCUGCACAACUCGCACAGGAUCGAGUGUAUUGUUUGGGUCAAGUUAACAAUUAG